CAGCCAACUCCUGAAUCGCCAUCAGCCCAGCAUCAGUCUGAAUUUGACGACUUCAACGAUAGGAUGUCUUUUGCAAAUUAAAAAAUGACGCCGUCUUAUCAGUUGGUCCUGCGGGGCCUCUGAUGCGGCGGCGGCCUUCACCGCCGCCAUUGGGCCACGCGGGCCCCAGGCUACCGCAAGGGCCAAGAGGCCGGAGGAGGUGGAGAAGGAGGCCCGAGCCCGCGUCGUCUCCGGGGGCGGUGACCCUGGGAACCCCAUGCUGGUGCUGGGCUGCCACAGCAUCCAGCUGGGCAAGUACCAGGGUCAGACCCUCAGGUGGCCCCUGGAGAACGACGUGGGCUACGCCUGCCAUGUGGUCGCCAGUCAACGGCGGGAGCGGGAGACGAGUGCCUCGGACAGCUCGCUCAUGGCCAACAAGGACAGCCUCGCCCGGUACUCCUGCGCCCACCCCGCUUCUGCAGAGCACCUCAAGUUCCGCCGGGCGCAGGAGGAGGCCCGGGCUCGCGCCACUCUGCCCGGCUACGUCAAGUGGCUACGGCGGAAGACACCACAGCCUGGGAGCGCCAUGGACGUCGCCAUAAAGUACAUUCUGGGCCGAGACAAGGAGCGGUCGGCGGAGGCGGCUGCUACGCCCCCUCCGCCCGCCAGCAGCAGGACCAGCAGCGGCCCCAGCACCACCACCAGCCAGGCCGCUGCUUCCACCGUGCUGCCGCCCCGCAAGCCGAACGCUCCCAUUUUCUCGGCCCUUGUACGCGGGCGUCCGAUGGGCCCAGGGGAGCUGAAGGCCCGGAUCAGGAAACCGAUGACCCCACCAGCACGGCCUGCAGUUCCAGCGGUGUCUUCCGUCAGAGACCAGCGCCCCUCGGUUCCGCCGCCCCCCCACCACAGAGGUGACGGACGAGGAGCUGGUCCGGACGGUCACUGA
This is a messenger RNA of Gadus chalcogrammus (walleye pollock), 925 nucleotides long. RefSeq lists its product as uncharacterized. The coding region runs from base 257 to 925 and encodes 222 amino acids. The record is from RefSeq and is a predicted model, not a curated record. Lineage: Eukaryota; Metazoa; Chordata; Actinopteri; Gadiformes; Gadidae. The transcript is spliced from 4 exons.